AUGAUAACAUGUCCGGAUGUCAAGCAGAAUUGUGACCAGCUGAAUGUUCAGAGUGAAUGCCCUUUAACCUGCGGAAUCUGUACUCCGGAUCCGAAUAUCUGUGAUGACACAAACUUAAAUUGCGCCUCGAUUGUUACAAUGUGUUAUAUGGAUCAAUAUAAAAAACAGUGCCCGAAGGCUUGCGGCGUUUGUGGCGGGACUACUGUAGCUGAUUGUGUAGAUCAUUUGGUGGAAUGCCCAAGCUACAGUACCCCAUGUCCUGCAAAUCUUAUCGAAAAGUGCCCGGUGACCUGUGGUGUUUGUGGGAAUGUCACGACUACAGUAUCGCCAAUGAGAACUACAGUAACCCUGCAGACUACAAAAACUACAACUACAGUAACCACAACUUCGUGUAAGGAUGCAUCACCUAAUUGUGGAGCAUGGGCGAAGAAUGGAUUCUGUACGAAUACAUUCUAUCCACCGGAGAAGAGAAAAGAAUAUUGUGCAAAGACUUGCAAAUUCUGCUGA
Molecule: messenger RNA, 507 nt
Organism: Caenorhabditis remanei
Lineage: Eukaryota; Metazoa; Nematoda; Chromadorea; Rhabditida; Rhabditidae
Exons: 5
Coding region: 1-507 (168 amino acids)
Source: RefSeq, a predicted model, not a curated record